AUGGCCAUCCACGAACUUCCUGAACUUCUUUCACAUGAAGAAAUGAAGAAACAUCAAAUUCCUAUUCCCUUCAGAGACAGGUGUGCCAGUCUUUUGAUUCCAUUGAACAAGUGCAGAAAGCAGGGCGGAUACCUACCAUGGACAUGUGUUGAGGAAAGACACGACUAUGAACACUGCCAAUACUUGGAUUUCAAGAGAAGAAUCAAGGAAUUGGAAGAUUACAAAAAGGCCAGAGACUCUGCUUAA
Pichia kudriavzevii is the source of this 246-nucleotide messenger RNA. RefSeq lists its product as uncharacterized. Gene Ontology annotation, cellular component: mitochondrion. The coding region runs from base 1 to 246 and encodes 81 amino acids. The record is from RefSeq and is a predicted model, not a curated record. The transcript is spliced from 2 exons. Lineage: Eukaryota; Fungi; Ascomycota; Pichiomycetes; Pichiales; Pichiaceae.